AUCUACAUACUGUACUUUCAAUGAAUAGUAUAAUGCUUGCACCCCUGUGUCGAAUUCAUUGGUAAUGAUUGUCACGCUCUCCCUUCCGAUACGAAACUGCACUCUCCGCGACUUCAUCAAAGCGACGGCUGAAGCGGACAACUGUUUCUUUCCACACGACCCGUCCAACGCGCCUUUAUUCUCUUGUCUUACCUCACGACCAUUUCCCAGGCUUGGCACGUACCACAAUGCCAACAGUGUUUGACGGCGUCCGAGACUACGCGCAACACAAUCCAUUGUCUGUGGCUGCUCUUUUAGUUAUUGUCGUGCCUGGGUCGUACUUUUACAUUAUUUGGACAUCUCCAUUGCCAGAAGUGGAAAACACAGUACUAUCGCAGACAUUUCCAUCAGCCUCUGACAUUGCGAGAGCAUUCUCAUUGAAGCAUACCGUUCCUAUUCCCCGCUUGAGUGACAGGCCUUCAGCGACUUUUACGCAUGGAAUCAUCGAAAAUAUACGCGAUAACAUCAAGUCGACUGGUAUUAAGAUAGACGAGUGCGUCGGGAAUAACUGGACGUUACACUUUUCGUUUUGCCGAUCUCUUUCCGUGGCGAUCACCGCAACCCUACCGGGCUUCUUCACUUGGGGCUCCAGACAUUUUCCGGAUUCUUGGGCGAGCAGGCAUCAAGUAGCAAUUGCGAACGUGCUACAUUUCAUCGCGCUCGUCAGUUCUGCAAAUCAUAGGCUCGGCGCCCUUGAUUUGUUGGUCGUUGUGCUAGUCAUGGUCGCGUUUGACGUGUUUCAGUGGGUUCUAGGCCGUGAGGCAGCGGACGCUACCAAUGGCAGCGAAUCAGAACAGCAACACCAGGCCCCACCUGCAUCAGCUGGUGAAAUUCUCCUGGUCCAAACUCACUCUGUUCUAGCCGAAUCGGAUUUCGCACAUCACCCGAGUAACGGGAUCGUCGAGUCUGGGGACAUUCCGUCUAUCCUAGCCUCGCCGUCAGGGGUAUCCGACACAAAACCACCCCCAAUCGACUCUAAGGAGGGGGAGAUCGUGCGACUUCAACAAAACCUCGCCGAGCUGGAAACGACUAACAAGGCUAAAGAAGUGCAGCUGCGUAGCGCAAAGGAGGAGCUUCGUGAUGCGCGCGAGGCGCUCAAUGAGACAAUCGCAGAAUACUCCAGCCUAUGCGAAGAACUAACGACAGUCAAGCAAACACUCGGAAAAGAUCAUCAGGCAAUUGUAUAUCGAAAGGAUAUUGAACUUUUCGCCCUACGAAAAGCGAACGCGCGGAAAGAGAAGUACAUCAAGGAUCGCGACGCAAAGCUGGACGACAAGGACGCACAACUCAAAAUACUCAGGGACCGACUCACCUCCGUUGGUCGUGAAGCAAGUCCACAGCCAGGUCAGGACAACAUGCCUGAAGAAGGGGGCGACCAUGCACUGGAGGUUAGACUGCUACGGGUGAAGAAGGGUAGAGAUUCCGCAGGAUCCGAGCAAGAAAAGGAUGUCAUGAUUGCAAAAUUACGAGAAGAUCUUGCCAUGGCAACCAAAACCGCCGAAGCUGUUGUCAACCAGCGGGCGGAGCUUCUGAGGGCGUGGGAUGUUGCAAAGAAGAUACAGAGCGCCCUCACGGAAGAAAAAGAACAACAUAUACAGACGCGCGAGCAAUUACAGGAAGCAGUGGUCAAGUUAUCAGAAAUAGAGGGACAAAGAAAGAAUCGGACUAACUUCAACGGCCGAUUACCGACAAUCGACGAGCAUCAGCAGGAUGCAAGAGACCUCGAAGCGUUAUUUCAUACUGCGCAAGAGGACAACUUGAGACUAUAUGCUGAAGUAGAGACGUUGGAGAAGAGACUGCGCGAUGCAAACGCAAGGAUGUUCGCCGCUCAACAAGAUGCUGAAACAUUAAGAGAGCAGGUCAGGCUCGAGAAGGCUAUCAAUGAGGACUUGGAAACCGCACGACCGAGUGUUAUUCAUCGUGUCCAUUUCCAGCGCAUGGAAGGAGAGUUAAAGGAGAGCCGGGACGCUGUUCUAGCCAAGGAUGAAGAAGUCCAGCUCCUCAGAAAUACGAUCGUCGAGAAGGAUCACUUGGUCAACGGCUUGCAAGGAGAAGUCGGCGCGGCGGUUAACUUCCAUACCCAAGAUCAAAAUGAGAUCGAACGCCUCAAAAUAACCGUUUCUGAACUCCAAGCAACAAAGGAACAACUCAUGCUCGACCACGAACGCCUCGCAUUACAUCGUACUCGCCAGCGCAUUGUGUCAGCAGAUCGAACCUCCGCGCGGUCUAGUGAUGCCACGCUCAUCCAAGAUCUAAGCCCACAACUAACAAGGCCUUCAGAAGAACCUGCUUCCGUAGAAGCUAUGCGACCCAUGCCUUCAUCGGCAGGCCCUAAAAGCAAGGAAAGCAUACAGCAAACGCCGAAAAAGCACCUGAGAAGCGUCAGUACUCCAAAUCGGUGGAGUCUGGUGUCGAAUGAUGUCCCGCCCGCAGAACUGGGGGAACUGAAAGCUUCGAGAAGAAAGAGCCACGGAUUUAAAGAUCUCAUGAAGAGAAUGGUACGAAAAGACGAAAAAUCACUAGAAGAUAAAACGAACCAAGAGGCGAAGGUGAACGAGAACGAUCGAUUGCGCAUGCGCAGCGCGAUCGCAUCGAGGGACAGAAACCCGCCUUUACGACCAAGAUCCGCUGCACCUACCUUCACGGCCGUCAACCCGGUUUUCGGGGAGGUCGUGCAUACGCCAACAUCGACGACUGCAGGACAGAAGGGCAGACCGUCGAGUUCAAUGGCAAACACAUCAGGAUAUUCUACUACUGACGGAUCGAGGGUUGAUAAGAGGCCGACCACAGCCGCGGUUGAUGAUGCGACGAGGCCGGUCAGUCGGAGGAGUUGGGCUGCUACGACGAAGUUGAAGCGUAGAUCAUUGUAUUGACAAACAUGUGACUGAGUUAUUACUAGCGAGUUUGGCGUUACCAGGCAUUUGUCAUUCUAGACUUGGGCAUGUGUUUAGUGCAUAGGAUUGCUGCUUGCUUAUGUUC
Molecule: messenger RNA, 3018 nt
Organism: Cucurbitaria berberidis CBS 394.84
Lineage: Eukaryota; Fungi; Ascomycota; Dothideomycetes; Pleosporales; Cucurbitariaceae
Exons: 3
Coding region: 228-2912 (894 amino acids)
Source: RefSeq, a predicted model, not a curated record